Molecule: messenger RNA, 1193 nt
Organism: Erigeron canadensis
Lineage: Eukaryota; Viridiplantae; Streptophyta; Magnoliopsida; Asterales; Asteraceae
Product: eukaryotic translation initiation factor 2 subunit beta
Exons: 10
Coding region: 119-934 (271 amino acids)
Biological process (GO): translational initiation; formation of cytoplasmic translation initiation complex; formation of translation preinitiation complex
Cellular component (GO): eukaryotic translation initiation factor 2 complex
Molecular function (GO): translation initiation factor binding; mRNA binding; translation initiation factor activity
Source: RefSeq, a predicted model, not a curated record
AGUAACCAGCACCAGCCGCAAUAGAGUCAAAAUUAGGUUUAACAAAAAAGCUACACAAACAAGGCUUAUUUCAAUUUCUCUAUAGCAAAAGAUUUCAAUCCCUUCAAAGAACUAAUUUAUGGCUGAGGAAGAAAAUCAAAUUGAGUUGAAGGAAGAAGCUGCAGAUCUUGCACCAUUUGACCCUACGAAGAAGAAGAAGAAGAAGAAGGUCGUCAUUCAAGACCCUGCCGAUGAUUCCGUUGAACAGUUGGCAGAGAAAACUGAGAGCUUAUCUGUCUCUGAAGGUCUUGAACCUACUUUUACUGGUUUGAAGAAGAAAAAGAAGAAACAGGUACAGACAGAUCUUCUGGAUGAUGAGAAAGAAAAUGCCGAGGAAGAUUUAGAUGAUUCCAUUGGAGAAGAUGAGCAAGGAGAAGGAAUUGACUUGCAUGAGCAAAAGCUUCCAUGGGAAGGAACGGACCGUGAUUAUGAGUAUGAGGAGCUUUUAGGCCGAGUCUUCCAUAUUCUGCGCGAGAACAAUCCCGAGCUUGCUGGAGACAGAAGGAGAACAGUUAUGAGGCCGCCACAAGUUCUUCGUGAAGGAACGAAGAAAACUGUCUUUGUGAAUUUUAUGGAUCUCUGCAAAUCGAUGCAUAGGCAGCCAGAGCAUGUUAUGACUUUCUUGCUUGCUGAACUUGGUACAAGUGGAUCCCUUGAUGGGCAACAAAGAUUGGUAGUGAAGGGUAGAUUUGCACCCAAAAAUUUUGAAGGGAUUCUGAGGCGAUAUGUCAAUGAGUAUGUUAUCUGCAAUGGUUGCAAGAGUCCAGAUACCAUUCUUUCAAAGGAGAACCGUCUUUUCUUCCUAAGAUGUGAGAAGUGUGGUUCUGGGCGAUCUGUUGCUCAGAUCAAGGCCGGUUUCGUGGCUCGUGUUGGCCGUAGAAAGGCUGGAACUUAGUUUUGCUCGUUAACAUUGAUGCAUUCAUUUUUGUGUGGAUGCAACUGUUUUAAGUAAGGAAUGGAAGAUAUCCAAAUGAGCAGAGAAGGCAAGUGGAGUUAAAUGCUAAACUGUGUUUUUAAUAAUCUUGUAGCAAAACAAAAUAUUGCAGAGGGUACGCCUCAUAGUACAUGUUCUUAUUUGCGUCUAUACAUUCUGUGCGUUGGUAAUAUUAUGUAACAACCGGUUUAUUGAUUAUGGUAACUUUUCACGUUUGGUA